CAUUACAGAGGAAGGAGCUCUCUAUAUAAGCCAGCCAAAGCUGGCUGCACUGGCCACAGACUGCCUACUGUCACACGCUCUCCCGCGCGCAGACACACACACCCGCUGCUCCUCCGCACAAAGACGGCGCGGGCUCCGGGUGACACGGGGGCGGAGCACGUGGGGGCCCCGCUGCUGCUCACAUCCAGGUACUUAUUCCAUGGAGCUGGUUCACUCAAGGAUCUAGGUCUUUCCCAACUCCGGAAAGAAGAGAAUUCCUUUAAGAAGAUCAGAAACGACUGAUUUGGAUUCUACUCUGUGCUUCGAAAUACCCAAUUCUACCUGAGAGUGAGACACCCAAGGACCAUAGAAUCCCAGAAACAUCCAGCCAAACCCACCUCCACCAUGGGGGCCAUGACUCGGCUGUUGGCAGGUGUCUUCCUAGCUUUACUUGCUGUCUCUACUGAAGGCGGGGUCCUCAAGAAAGUCAUCCGGCACAAGCGACAGAGUGUGGUGAACAUCACCCAGCCAGAGGAAAACCAGCCAAUGGUGUUUAACCAUGUCUACAACAUCAAGCUGCCCGUAGGGUCCCAGUGCUCGGUGGAUCUGGAAUCAGCCAAUGGGGAGAAAGACCUGGCCCCACUGUCGGAGCCCAGCGAAAGCUUCCAGGAGCAAACAGUGGAUGGGAACAACCAGAUCGUCUUCACACACCGCAUCAACAUCCCCCGCCGGGCCUGCGGUUGCGCGGCUGCUCCAGACGUCAAGGAGCUCCUGAGCAGAUUGGAGGAGCUGGAGAACCUGGUGUCGUCCCUGCGGGAGCAGUGUACCACGGGAGCAGGCUGCUGUCUCCAGCCGGCCGAAGGCCGCCUGGACACAAGGCCCUUCUGCAGCGGCCGGGGGAACUUCAGCACUGAAGGAUGUGGUUGUGUUUGUGAACCUGGCUGGAAAGGCCCCAACUGCUCUGAGCCCGACUGUCCAGGCAACUGUCACCUGCGAGGGCAGUGCCUCGAUGGGCAGUGCAUCUGCAAUGAGGGCUUCACAGGGGAGGACUGCAGCCAGCUGGCUUGUCCCAGUGACUGCAAUGACCAGGGCAAGUGCGUGAACGGGGUCUGCGUCUGUUUCGAAGGCUAUGCCGGGGCCGACUGCAGCCAGGAGGUCUGCCUGGUGCCCUGCAGCGAGGAGCACGGCAGGUGUGUGGAGGGCCGCUGUGUGUGCCGAGAUGGCUUUGCCGGCGAUGACUGCAACGAGCCCCUGUGCCUCAAUAACUGCAACAACCACGGGCGGUGCGUGGACAACGAGUGUGUGUGUGACGAGGGCUUCACGGGAGAAGACUGCGGCGAGCUUGUCUGCCCCAACGACUGUUUCGACCGGGGCCGCUGUGUCAACGGCACGUGCUUCUGCGAAGAAGGCUUCACGGGGGAGGACUGCAGUCAACCCACCUGCCCCAACGCCUGCCACGGUCAGGGCCGGUGCGAGGAGGGCCAGUGCGUGUGCGACGAAGGCUUCGCCGGCGUGGACUGCAGCGAGAAGAGGUGUCCUGCUGAUUGUCACAACCACGGCCGCUGCGUUGAUGGGCAGUGUGAGUGUGACGAUGGCUACACGGGAGCUGACUGUGGAGAACUCAAGUGUCCCAAUGGCUGUAGUGGCCACGGCCGCUGUGUCAACGGGCAGUGCGUGUGCGACGAGGGCUACACUGGGGAGGACUGCGGCCAGCUGCGGUGUCCCAAUGACUGCAACAGCCGCGGCCGCUGCGUCCAGGGGAAGUGUGUGUGCGAACAAGGCUUCCAGGGCUACGACUGCAGUGAAAUGACCUGUCCCCAUGACUGCCACCAGCACGGCCGCUGCGUGAAUGGCAUGUGUGUCUGUGAUGAUGGCUACACAGGCGAGGACUGCCGGGAGCUGCGAUGCCCUAGGGAUUGCAGCAACCGGGGCCGCUGUGUGGAGGGGCAGUGCGUGUGCGAGGAUGGCUUCACCGGUCCCGACUGUGCAGAACUCUCCUGCCCCAGUGACUGCCAUGGCCAGGGCCGCUGUGUGAACGGGCAGUGCGUGUGCCACGAAGGCUUCAUGGGCAAAGACUGCAAGGAGCGGAGCUGUCCUGACGACUGUCAUGGCCGGGGCCGCUGCGUGGACGGCCAGUGCGUCUGCCAAGAGGGCUUCACGGGUCCAGACUGCGGGCAGCGCUCCUGCCCCAAUGACUGUAGUAACUGGGGGCAGUGCGUCGCCGGCCGCUGCAUCUGCAGUGAGGGCUACACCGGGGAAGACUGCUCGGAGGUGUCCCCUCCCAAAGACCUCAUCGUGACAGAAGUGACAGAAGAGACCGUAAACCUGGCCUGGGACAACGAGAUGCGGGUCACGGAGUACCUCGUCCUGUACACACCCACCCAUGAGGGUGGCCUGGAAAUGCAGUUCCGUGUCCCCGGAAACCAGACGUCCACCAUCAUCCGGGAGUUGGAGCCUGGCGUGGAGUAUUUUAUCCGCGUGUUCGCCAUCCUGGAGAACAAGAAGAGCAUCCCCGUCAGCGCCAGGGUGGCCACUUACUUGCCUGCACCUGAAGGCCUCAAGUUCAAGUCCAUCAAGGAGACAUCUGUGGAGGUGGAGUGGGAUCCUCUGGACAUCGCUUUCGAAACGUGGGAAAUCAUCUUCCGGAAUAUGAAUAAAGAAGAUGAGGGAGAGAUCACCAAAAGCCUGAGGAGACCAGAGACCACCUACCGGCAAACUGGCCUAGCUCCUGGGCAAGAGUAUGAGAUCUCUCUGCACAUUGUGAAGAACAAUACCCGGGGCCCAGGCCUGAAGAGGGUGACAACCACCCGCUUGGACGCCCCCAGCCAGAUCGAGGUGAAAGAUGUCACGGACACCACUGCUCUGAUCACCUGGUUCAAGCCCCUGGCCGAAAUAGAUGGCAUCGAGCUCACCUACGGGACCAAAGACGUGCCAGGCGACCGCACCACCAUCGAUCUCACACAGGACGAGAACCAGUACUCCAUCGGGAACCUGAAGCCAGACACAGAGUACGAGGUGUCCCUCAUUUCCCGCAGAGGCGACAUGUCCAGCAACCCAGCCAAGGAGACCUUCACAACAGGCCUGGAUGCUCCCAGGAACCUCCGCCGUGUCUCCCAGACAGACAACAGCAUCACCCUGGAAUGGAGGAACGGCAAGGCAGCCAUUGACAAUUACAGAAUUAAGUACGCACCCAUCUCUGGAGGGGACCACGCUGAGGUCGAAGUCCCGAGGAGCCAACAAGCCACAACGAAAACCAUACUCACAGGUCUGAGACCAGGGACUGAAUAUGGCAUUGGAGUGUCUGCUGUGAAGGGAGACAAGGAGAGUGAUCCGGCCACCAUCAACGCAGCCACAGACCUGGACCCGCCCAGGGAUCUUCGGGUUUCUGAAACUACGGACACCAGCCUGACCCUGCUCUGGAGGACACCGUCGGCCAAGUUUGACCAUUACCGCCUCAACUACAGCCUUCCCUUGGGCCAGCCAGUGGAGAUGCGGCUUCCCAAAGGCACUACCUCCUAUGUCCUGAGAGGCCUGGAACCUGGGCAAGAAUAUCCCAUCCUCCUCACCACAGAGAAGGGCAGGUACAAGAGCAAGCCCGCACGUGUCAAGGCAUCCACAGACCACGCCCCUGAACUGGAAAACCUCACCGUGACCAAGGUUGGCUGGGAUGGCCUCAAACUCAACUGGACCGCAGCUGACCAGGCCUAUGAGCACUUUGUCAUUCAGGUGCAGGAGGCCAACAGGGUGGAGGCGGCCCAGAACCUCACGGUGCCCGGCAGCCUGCGGGCUGUGGACAUCCCGGGCCUCAAGGCCGCCACCCCUUAUACAGUUACCAUCUACGGGGUGAUCCGGGGCUAUAGAACACCAGUGCUCUCUGCUGAGGCUGCCACAGGAGAAGCUCCCAAUUUGGGAGAGGUCACGGUGUCCGAGGUGGGCUGGGACGCCCUCAAGCUCAGCUGGACUGCUCCGGAAGGAGCCUAUGAACAGUUUUUCAUUCAGGUGCAGGAGACUGACACGGUAGAGGCAGCCCAGAACCUCACAGUCCCAGGAGGACUGAGGUCUGUGGACUUGCCUGGGCUCAAAGCAUCCACUCGUUAUAGCAUCACCAUCCGCGGGGUCACUCGAGACUUCAGCACAGCCCCUCUGUCUGUUGAAGUCUUGACAGAGGAGGUUCCAGAUCUGGGAAACCUCACAGUGGCCGAGGUUAGCUGGGAUGCCCUCAGACUGGACUGGAUCACCCCAGAUGGGAUCUAUGAGCAGUUUGUCAUUGAGGUCCAGGAGGCUGACCAGGCCAAAGAAGCUCACAGUCUCACAGUUCCUGGCAGCCUGCGCUCCGUGGAAAUCCCAGGCCUCAGGGCUGGUACCCCGUACACAGUCACCCUGCACGGCGAGGUCAGGGGCCGCCGCACUCGACCCCUUGCUGUGGAGGUCAUCACAGAGGAGCUCCCCCAGCUGGGAGACUUAAUCGUGACCGAGGCUGGCUCGGAUGGCCUCAAACUCAACUGGACCGCAGCUGACCAGGCCUAUGAGCACUUUGUCAUUCAGGUGCAGGAGGCCAACAGGGUGGAGGCGGCCCAGAACCUCACGGUGCCCGGCAGCCUGCGGGCUGUGGACAUCCCGGGCCUCAAGGCCGCCACCCCUUAUACAGUUACCAUCUACGGGGUGAUCCGGGGCUAUAGAACACCAGUGCUCUCUGCUGAGGCCUCCACAGCCGGAGAACCUGAAAUUGGAAACUUAAAUGUUUCCGACAUAACUCCUGAGAGCUUCAAUCUCUCCUGGACAGCUACCGAUGGGGCCUUCGAGACCUUUACCAUUGAAAUUAUUGAUUCCGAUAGGUUCCUGGAGACGCUGGAAUACAAUGUCUCUGGUGCUGAACGAACUGCCCACAUCUCAGGGCUACGCCCUAGUAAUGAUUUUAUUAUCUACCUCUCCGGACUUGCUCCCAGCAUCCGGACCAAAACCAUCAGUGCCACGGCCACCACAGAAGCCGAGCCAGAAGUUGACAACCUUCUGGUUUCAGAUGCCACCCCAGACGGUUUCCGUCUGUCCUGGACAGCUGAUGAAGGGGUCUUCGAUAAUUUUGUUCUCAAAAUCAGAGAUACCAAAAAGCAGUCUGAGCCACUGGAAAUAACCCUACUUGCCCCCGAACGUACCAGGGACAUAACAGGUCUCAGAGAGGCCACUGAAUAUGAAAUUGAACUCUAUGGAAUAAGGAAUGGAAGGCGAUCCCAGCCAGUCAGUGCUAUAGCAACAACAGCCAUGGGCUCCCCGAAGGAAAUCAUUUUCUCAGACAUCACUGAAAACUCCGCCACUGUCAGCUGGAUGGCACCCACUGCCCAGGUGGAGAGCUUCCGGAUUACCUACGUGCCCAUUGCAGGAGGUACACCCUCAGAGGUAACUGUGGAUGGGAGUAAGACUCAGACCAGGCUGGUGAAGCUCUUACCUGGGGCCGAGUACCUUGUCAGUGUCAUCGCCAUGAAGGGCUUUGAGGAAAGCGAACCUGUCUCCGGAUCAUUCGCCACAGCUCUGGAUGGCCCAUCUGGCCUUGUGACAGCCAACGUCACCGACUCAGAAGCCUUGGCCAUGUGGCAGCCAGCCAUUGCCCCUGUGGACAGUUACAUCAUCUCCUACACGGGGGAGAGAGUGCCAGAAAUUACACGCACGGUGUCCGGGAACACGGUGGAGUAUGCUCUGACCAACCUGGAGCCCGCCACGGAAUACACGCUGAGGAUCUUUGCAGAGAAAGGGCCCCAGAAGAGCUCAACCAUCACGACCAAGUUCACAACAGACCUCGAUUCUCCAAGAGACUUGACUGCUACUGAGGUUCAGUCGGAAACUGCCCUCCUCACCUGGCGACCUCCCCGGGCGUCUGUCACCGGUUACCUAUUGGUGUAUGAAUCCGUGGAUGGUACAGUCAAGGAAGUCAUUUUGGGUCCAGACACAACCUCCUACAGCCUGGCAGAGCUGAGCCCAUCCACCCACUACACAGUCAAGAUCCAGGCCAUGAACGGUCCCCUGAGGAGCAAGCUGGUGCAGACCUUCUUUACCACGGUUGGACUCCUCUACCCAUUCCCCAGGGACUGCUCCCAAGCCAUGCUGAAUGGAGACACGACCUCUGGCCUCUACACCAUUUAUCUGAAUGGUGAUAAGGCCCAGCCGCUGGAAGUCUUCUGUGACAUGACCUCUGAUGGGGGUGGAUGGAUAGUGUUCCUGAGACGCAAAAAUGGGCGUGAGGAGUUCUACCGUGACUGGAGGGCCUAUGCUACUGGGUUUGGGGACCGCAGAGAAGAAUUCUGGCUUGGGCUGGACAACCUGAACAAAAUCACAUCCCAAGGGCAGUACGAGCUCCGGGUAGACCUGCGGGACCACGGGAAGUCAGCCUAUGCCGUCUACGACAGGUUCAGCGUGGGCGAUGCCAAGACGCGCUACAAGCUGAAGGUGGAAGGGUACAGCGGGACGGCAGGUGACUCUAUGGCUUAUCACAACGGAAGGCCCUUCUCCACCUACGACAAGGACAUGGACUCAGCCAUCACCAACUGUGCCCUCUCCUACAAGGGGGCUUUCUGGUACAAGAACUGUCACCGUGUCAACUUGAUGGGGAGAUAUGGGGACAAUAACCACAGUCAGGGCGUUAACUGGUUCCACUGGAAAGGCCACGAAUAUUCAAUCCAGUUUGCUGAGAUGAAGCUGAGACCCAGCAACUUCCGAAAUCUCGAAGGCAGGCGCAAACGGGGGUAAAUUCCAGGGAUAACUGGGUGAGAGAGAAGUAGGGCCCAGAGAAAGAAAAGAGUUUUACCAAAGCAUCGAUACAAUCAAUCCAACCAUGAAGCCACCACCUGGGCAUUUGGCAGGAGUUAAAGUUGACCAUGGAUCAUCGGGGCCAAAGGCAGCAACACCAGCCUCGCCCAUCUGCGAUUACUUCCUUCGCACCAAAGACAACAGUCUCCAACCUGUUUCCGUUUUGUUGUUUGAAUCAGCAAAAAAAUCUUCCAGUGACAGCAUCACAAUGGUUUUCCUUCUCUUGGGUGGCUCUGGGAAUGGGAGAGGGGUAGGCUGUACAGUGGUAGUUUUAGAACCAGCUGUAUUUUACACAAAGCUGUAUAAUUAAUUAUCGUUAUUUUUGUUAGCAGUGUUUCAAUGUGUGUCAUUGGAAGCCAUCCCUUUUUUUACAUUUCAUACAACAGAAACCAGAAAAGCAAUACUGUUUUGACUUUAAGGAUAUGAUUAAUAUUAUUAAUAUAAUAAUAAUGAUGAUGAUGAAAACUAAGGAUUUUUAAAGAGAUCUUCCUUUCCCAAACACAUCUGGACAGUACCUGAUUGUAUUUGUUUUUUUAAUAAAAG
Messenger RNA from Diceros bicornis minor, 7320 nucleotides. It is a transcript of the gene TNC, whose product is annotated as tenascin C. NCBI's taxonomy places the organism in Eukaryota, Metazoa, Chordata, Mammalia, Perissodactyla, Rhinocerotidae. Gene Ontology annotation, molecular function: protein binding. The record is from RefSeq and is a predicted model, not a curated record. Bases 385 to 6717 code for a protein of 2110 amino acids. The transcript is spliced from 27 exons.